Molecule: messenger RNA, 1896 nt
Organism: Pogoniulus pusillus (Red-fronted tinkerbird)
Lineage: Eukaryota; Metazoa; Chordata; Aves; Piciformes; Lybiidae
Gene: PPP1R14C
Product: protein phosphatase 1 regulatory inhibitor subunit 14C
Exons: 4
Coding region: 168-641 (157 amino acids)
Biological process (GO): regulation of phosphorylation
Cellular component (GO): cytoplasm
Molecular function (GO): protein serine/threonine phosphatase inhibitor activity
Source: RefSeq, a predicted model, not a curated record
GGUCCAGCCCUCCCGGCGGCGGGGCAGGCUGCGCCGAUGUGCUAUGAGAGGCUUUAAACGGCAGGUGCGGGGGAGCAAGGCACACGCGCAACCGGCGGCUGCUGCGGCCCGGCGGUAGCGGCGGGCGGGCGCCUUUCGGCUCGGCGGGAGCCGCGGCGGAGCGGAGCAUGUCGGUGGCGACCGGGGGCAGCGAGACGGCGGCAGCGGGCGGCGGCGGCGGGAACCGUGUUUUCUUUCAGAGCCCCCGCGGCGGCGGCGGGAGCAGCGGCUCCUCCGGCGGUGCCUCCCGGGAGGACUCAGUGUCGGCUCCGGCGGCGGUGGUGCAGGUCCAGCAGCGGCGCCACCAGCAGGGGAAAGUGACGGUGAAAUACGAUCGGAAGGAGCUGCGGAAGCGGCUGGUGCUGGAGGAGUGGAUCGUGGAGCAGUUGGGGCAGCUCUACGGCUGCGAGGAGGAAGAGAUGCCAGAUGUAGAAAUUGACAUUGAUGACCUUCUUGAUGCAGCCAACGAAGAGGAGAGAGCUCUCAAAUUACAGGAAACUCUUGUAGAUUGCUACAAACCAACAGAGGAAUUUAUCAAAGAGCUGCUAACUCGGAUAAGAGGAAUGAGGAAACUCAGCCCCCCUCAAAAGAAGAGUAUAUAAAUAAUUCAAAGUAGUAGCACUCAGUAAAAGACAUGGCAAGGGAAAUGGGACUUUGAAUACAAGACCUUUAUUGUUGUAUUUCUCUACAACCUUCUUUUGAUUUCAUUCAGUUUUGACUCAAGGAAAUUUUUUUUGUGUGUGUGUUUUAAGGGUUCUUUUUUAAGUGUCUAAUUUUUUUUUAACCAAGAGUAUCAACAAUUUGGAUGCUGCUCUACUUUCACUAGAGGGUUACUGAAGCAAGUGAAGAAUCCAGGAGUUAUGAGAGAUGAGGGGCAGCAAACCUACCUGGUGAAGCAGAAGAUCUUGUAAAUUUACAGAACUAGGAUAUUUCUCCUUGCAGCAAGUUGGAUAACAUUUUAAAAGUUGGUUGUACAUUUAACUCAUGGGUGUCAAAAUUUCUUGUGCUUGUCUGUACAUAAAUUAUAAAGUGGGUUGUGAAUCCUGUUUUCACAUGGAUGGAAGGAAAAGUUUGUUACAGUAAAUUAUUUAAAUGGUGAUUAUUGCAAAUUUGUUACCAGAAGGUACCAGUUUAGAUUCUUAAAACCAGUGCUGCCAGUUUUCUAAAUACCCUUAAAGCAGCUCAGUGAAGAAUUUCAUCAUAUCUCCUUCUUUAGACUGCAGCAUACAAAAAGUGGGAAUUUUAAGGGCUUAAUUUGUAGACUGGAAGUUAUUUAACUGACUUUGAUGCUUUGCCAGAUCAUUUCUUGUCCACCUCAUGGUGUCUUAGAACUGUGCUAACCUAUACUGAAUAAAGGCCUGCAGUGAUAUCUAGAGAAAUGUCCAUCACCAUUUAAAAGCUGCUUCACUGUGAAGGAAAGGCAGUGCCACCAAAAUGUAUUACAGGCACUGUCUUGCAUUCAGUGAAGUGGUCUUAACCAAAUGGAGAUUCCUUGCCUACUGAGACAGGCAAAGAACAUUAUACUAUUUGUUUAUGGCUCUGCCUUAGAAGUGGGGAGACUGUAACCUGGGCUCUCCUUUAAAAGCACCACCAGGAGAGACAUCCCUGCUCCAUCCCAAAAAUGUCCCGACAGAAGCGUUCAAUAAGCUACCAUAUGCUGGUAGCUGACACUAGUCAGGCAUUUUAUAUCAAGGGUGCUCUGAACAUAUUUUAUUUUUCAACAGAAAUACAUGUGUGUGGAUUUUGUGUACACUGGCAAGCUUUUUUAAUGUGUUUAAUUUUGUAAUGUUUACUGAUUAUUUUAUUUACCAGAUAUUUACUCAAAUAAAUGGAAGAACUUGUGACUUGUUACAUGUA